Messenger RNA from Paramecium primaurelia, 2055 nucleotides. The record is from the annotation of a GenBank genome assembly. NCBI's taxonomy places the organism in Eukaryota, Ciliophora, Oligohymenophorea, Peniculida, Parameciidae.
AUGAAUGCUAAAACCUUCUCUCAUUAUUUUAAACAAAUCGAUUUAUUCACUAAACCUGUUCAACUGCUAAUCAAAAAAGAAGAAGGUCAUAAGACGAUUAUGGGAGCCACACUCUCUAUGAUUGUUAUAGUUGUGAUGUCUAUUUUUUUUGUGAAUAGCAUAAUUGUUUAUGCAGAUCGUUCAAAGCCUGUCACAUUAACAACAGAAGUAUAUCAUGCAGAACCAAAUUUGUAUGAGUUGAGACCCAACAAUUUUACUUUAUAGUUUGGCUUUUAAGAUUCUUCUUUUGCCACUUAUAUAGAUGAAUCGAUAUAUUUUGUCGAACCUUUACUUGUGAGCAAAUCAGUAGAAAUGUAUGAAAUUAUACUCAUUUUAGAAUUAAUGGAACUUAAUAAGUUCGAUAUAAUUAUGUUGAAUUACCUCUAGUCUAGUGUUCAAAAGAUAUAAUAAAGUAAGAUUCAUUAGCUGAAUAUUUUUCACAUUUUGAUCUUUCUACAAAUUAUUGCAUAGAUUGGAAUACAAUUGAUAAGAUUAAUAUGCAAGGUACAUUUGAUGCUGUGAAUUAUCAAUAUAUUUUACUCAAAUUUAAAAUGUGUACUGAAGAUAAUAAAAAAAAAAGUAUACUUAACAUUUAUAUUAGAUGUUCCAAAAUGCAAGAGUAAAGAAGAAAUAAUGAAAAAGUUAACUCACAAUUAUUUAUCAUUAUAAUUAUCAUCCUACUAUGUAGAUUUAUAAACAACUUAAAAUCCUUAUAUACCUAAAGGUGAAGAUUUAUUUACUACAAUAUCAAGUUAAAUUUUCAAAGAAAUUACUAUAUAUUUAUAACCAGUUACGACAUAUACUGAUUCAGGAGCCUUCUUCUAAGAUUUUCAUUAUGAUACAACACUCAAAUAUUUGCAUCACACUGAAAUGAUUGAUUUUAAUGAAGAAGAUUUAUUAGCAAAUGUUGCAAUUAGAUUACAUACAAUAGAAUAAGUAAACUACAGACAGUAUUCAAGAAUCUAAACUUUAUUAGCUGAAUUAGGUGGAUUAUGGAAUGUCUUAUUCACAAUUGCUAUGUUAAUUUAAAUACCAUAUAGUACAAUUUCAUAUAAACUGUAAAUAAUCAAUUCAUUAUUCAACUUUGAUGGAUAAGAAGAGACUAUUAAUGAUGAUUAGGAUAAUUAUUUACUUGAUUAACAAGAUGCUCCUAUUAUAAAUAGUAAAUAAUCAAGUAAAAUUUAUGUAGAGAAUAUUCAAAAAAAUACUUUAAAUGAUAUCUAAUAAACAAAUAGAAAAUUAAUCUCCCCUAUUAAAUAAAAUACUCCUCUCAAAAAGUCAAAGUUUUAGAGAUAAGAUUCUUUUAGAUCUUCUAUUAAAUCAUCUUAUAAGGUGUAAUAAAAAUUAUAAGAACUGAAUUAAUAAUGUAUGAAAAUAUAAAAUGCUGCUACAUUAGAUGAAGAUAUUAAAGUUAAAACUAUUGACAAAUUAAAUUAACAAGUCAAAGGGUUCUUUUAGACUGUCUCUAAAAAAUUAAAUAUCCCUUAUUAUAAAUAUAUGCUUAGUUCCUUGAAAUUAUAUUAAGAUGAUUAAUAGAUUAAAUAAAUGAAUUUCUCUAUAAAUAGAAUGGAAAAAUCUUUCGAUAUUUUAUAUAUUAUAAAGAAAUUACAUGAGAUUGACAAAUUAAAAAUGAUUUUAUUAACUAAAGAAUAAAUAAAACUAUUUGAUUAUUUACCUAAACCUACUAUAGCUUCCAAUCCUGAGAAAGAAAUUUAAGGAAAUCAAUAUUUCUCUAUCUUAAAACCUCUGAAAAGUAAUUAUUAAAUGGCUCUUGAAGCCUAAUAAGCAUAUAAGGAAAUAUUAUUUAAGAUGCAUGAUCCUAUAAAUAAACAUUUAAUAGAUUGUAUGGAUGAAAAUAUUUUAGAAUUUUUAUAAUUCUAGUUAUAUCGAAAUGAUGGUGAAUAAUAAGAUGAAGACAUAUUAAAUGAUGGAACUAUUUAAGAAACUAAAUAAAAAAGAGUAAAUUCAGAAUAAAUGUUAGAUAACUUUGAUAAUGUGAGUUAAUAAAACAGUUGA